AUGCCCAAUACUUCUACUAGCACUAAUACUUCUACUAAUACUUCUACUGCACCCUUUGAUGGUGUACGGGUAUUUCUACACAUACGUGAACACGAUGAUAUCAAUACAAGUGAUCGUACAAAACAUUACGCUAAGAAAGCCAUUCGCACACUUGGGGCCUCUCUCACACUCUCUGAGAAUACAGCCGAUCUCAUUGUCUUUCACUGUGGAAAUGAAUCUCUAUUGGCGAAUGCAACUGCACAUGGGAAAGUGGUGGUUACACCGGCGUAUUUGCAGGCGUGUGCCGCUCGUGGAAUGCGACUUCCCGUUGAAGGGUUUCUUGUUUCUCCAACAAUAUCAACAACAAGAAUAAUAUCAACAAGAGGAAAAACUGAAAAGAAAAGAGAUAAUAAUACUAUUCAUAGAAACCAUCCUGUAGUUUCAUCUACUCCUUCACUCCUUCAUAAGAACAGUAACGGGUCUGAAACGGUGGGGAAAUCGAAACUUCCGAAAGUCUCUACAACACCAACAGCCCUAUCUGAGGUGCCUUAUCUUGAUGAUAAUGAUAAUGAGGAAGAAGAAGAAGAAGAAAAGAAAAAGAAUCAAAAUUCUUCUGAUAACGUGGGAACAAGUACACCGUUGUUCUCUGAGGACAAAUUACUGAACAAAACAAACACGAGUAACCAUGAUAGUAAAAACCAUACUACUUCUUCUUCUUCCUUAUCUCCUUCUUCACAGACAAAAACAUCAAUGUCUGUGAAGGAGAAAAAGAAGAAAUCAUCCUGCAAAGAUAUACAAGAAGGUGUAACUGCAGCUGCUGUUGAUGAUGAGGAAAAGAACUCUAAUAGUACAACCUCAACAAUAACCACAGCAGCAGCAGCAACAUCAUUAGUCGUAGUAGUAGAAAGAGAUUCUACGGCAUCACGACGAGGUGAUCAUAAACGUCCCCGUGAGACGGUUGAUUCUUCAAUGAAUGAAAUAAAAAAGAAUAGACAAGAGGAUGCGACAACGGCAACACAAACAAAAAGAAGAGGUGUUGAGGAAACAACAGAGUCUUCUAUGACUUUCACAGACACGAGUCUCAUCACACCAUUGUUUCCACCAGACCGUGAGUCAACAACAACAACAAGAGGAAGAGGAAGAGGAAGAGGAAAAGGAAGAAAGAGUAGUAGUAGUAGUAAGUGUGUAUCCACUUCAUCCGUACCACUUCGUAUUGCUGUUUCUGGUGAAAAUGAAGAUGUCAUUCAGUUUCUCUCUGAUGUGGUAGAGCAGUUGGGGGCUAUUUGUAUUCCACGAGUGUUUGGCCGUGUGCGUAAACCAACACAUCUUAUUGUGGAGGGCCGUGGGGAGUUAACACCUGUUGUGUUGCUGGCCAUCGCAUUAGGUAUUCCAGUGUUAACACCGCAGUGGUUGUAUGAUGCCAUCGCCUUGGGGGCAUUUCCAAAUAUUAUUGAGGCCCAUCUCCAUCCUAUCUAUAAUAAUAAUAAUAAUAAUAAUAAUAAUAAUAAUAAUAAUAAUAAUGGGAAGAAGCAGGAGAAUUCUGCGCAAAAUGAGGGGUUGCCUGAAGAAGAAGAGGAAGAAGAAGAAGACGAAAAACAAGAGAAGAAUGGUGUUGGUAAUAAUAAUAGUAGUAGCCCUGCAGUGGCUCUAUCUGUAAAGAAGGAGGAGAAGAAAAAGAAAAAAAAGAAUGAUGAUAUUGGAGGAACAUUGGUAAAUCUCUUCGGUGAGGAUGUUGGACCACAUUAUAAAGCCAUCUUUCUUGGAAUGUCAUUUACAUUUGUGAGUCAUUCCCCACUUGCCCAUACAGAUCAAUUUAUGGAGUUGGUGCGUAUACUCGGCGGUACGGUCUCUCGCAGUCCAUUAGUGGUGAAUCUCUCCGUUAUUGUAGAUCUCGGCUACGGUACAGCCACCCAACAACAACAACAAGAAGAAAAAGAAAGAGAAGAAGAAGUGGGAAAAAGUACAAAAGGUAAAAAACGAGGACCUAAACCAAAUAUGAUGAAAAUGAAGAAUCAUAAUAAUAAUAAUAAUAAUAAUAAUAAUAAUAAUAAUAAAGAAGAUGAAAUUAUACGAGAAACACAAUCCCUCUCCAUAAUAUAUCGUACCGUAUUAAGUGAUAACGCCGGUGUCUCCUCUCACCCUUCUCAACCUAUACUACAACGUAUGAUGGCACAACGAUUGCAGAGUGGACUUUCUGCAGUUCCCGUUGUAUCUGUUGAGUGGAUUAUUCAAUGUAUUCUACUUGGUGAGGUUACAGAUACAACUCCCUUUGAAGUUCCUCUGGCGGUGAGUGCAACAGUGAAAACAGUAUUGGAGGCAAAUAGUCAUGAAGAUACCACAAGUAGUAGUCGUUGUAGUAGUAGUGGAGCUCAGAAAGAAAAAGAAGAGAAGGAGAAAGAGAAGGAAGAGGAAGAGGAGGAGAAUCUCUUUACACCACCUGAACAAACAACAAGGCGUGAGGAAGAGAAUAAGAGAGAAGUAAAGAGUAAAGAAGAUAAGAAAACUGUCAAGUCGCGUUUACCGCUUUUGGUCGCUAAUCCAUUAGCAAAAACUGCAGAAGGUCCAAGUAGUGCGAAGAAACGUGCAGAACAGCAGUUAAACACACAACAAUUACGUCUUUUGGAUGAUAGUGACUAUGAGUAG
Messenger RNA from Trypanosoma theileri, 2622 nucleotides. RefSeq lists its product as uncharacterized. NCBI's taxonomy places the organism in Eukaryota, Euglenozoa, Kinetoplastea, Trypanosomatida, Trypanosomatidae. The record is from RefSeq and is a predicted model, not a curated record. The coding region runs from base 1 to 2622 and encodes 873 amino acids. The transcript has a single exon.